Monopterus albus (swamp eel) is the source of this 1861-nucleotide messenger RNA. It is a transcript of the gene impdh1a, whose product is annotated as IMP (inosine 5'-monophosphate) dehydrogenase 1a. Gene Ontology annotation, molecular function: IMP dehydrogenase activity. Gene Ontology annotation, biological process: GTP biosynthetic process. Gene Ontology annotation, cellular component: cytoplasm. NCBI's taxonomy places the organism in Eukaryota, Metazoa, Chordata, Actinopteri, Synbranchiformes, Synbranchidae. Bases 38 to 1816 code for a protein of 592 amino acids. The transcript is spliced from 15 exons. The record is from RefSeq and is a predicted model, not a curated record.
AGGCCUUGUGGAGGUUGUAGCCCUGGAUUUCCUAAAGAUGGAAGGUCAUGGUUAUGACCAAUUUGGAGAUGGGGAGAGGGACGGUUACCAGAUCGACUACCGGAGGAUUGUAGGGGACAUGAAACCAGCACGACUAUGCAUCUCAAACAGAGAUGGGGAACAGCCUCGCCCCUAUGAGUCCUGUGCCCACCCAAUGCCAUAUGGACAUGGGCAUGAGACUGCAGCCCAGCGCUACACUGCUACACGAAUCCAAGCUGGAUAUGAACCAGAGAGCAUGGCAGACUACUUGAUCAGUGGAGGCACAGGUUAUGUUCCUGAAGAUGGGUUAACAGCACAACAGCUCUUUGCUAUCGGCGAUGGACUUACAUACAAUGACUUUGUGAUCCUCCCUGGUUUCAUAGAUUUUACUUCUGAAGAGGUGGACCUAACUUCUGCACUGACAAGAAAGAUAACCCUGAAGACACCUCUUAUUUCAUCCCCCAUGGAUACAGUCACAGAGUCAUCCAUGGCCAUUGCCAUGGCACUGAUGGGUGGGAUUGGAAUAAUUCAUCAUAACUGUACUGCUGAGUUCCAAGCCAAUGAGGUGCACAAAGUCAAGAAAUUUGAGCAGGGCUUUAUUACAGACCCGGUGGUAAUGAGUCCACGACAGACGGUGGGGGAUGUGUUUGAGGCCAAGAUACGCCAUGGUUUCUCUGGAAUCCCAAUCACAGAGACUGGCAAGAUGGGUAGCAAACUUGUUGGCAUAGUGACCUCCAGAGACAUAGACUUUCUGUCUGAGAAAGACCAUGAUAGACCUCUGGAGGAGGCAAUGACCAAAAGAGAAGAGUUAGUUGUUGCUCCAGCUGGAGUCACCCUAAAAGAGGCUAAUGAUAUAUUGCAGCGUAGCAAAAAAGGUAAGCUCCCCAUAGUGAAUGACAGUGACGAGCUGGUCGCCAUUAUUGCUAGGACUGACUUGAAGAAAAACAGAGAUUAUCCUCUGGCUUCCAAGGACUCCCGCAAGCAGCUGUUGUGUGGAGCUGCCAUCGGUACCAGGGAGGAUGACAAAUAUAGGCUGGACCUUCUCAUGCAGGCUGGGGUAGAUGUAAUAGUCCUGGACUCCUCUCAAGGAAACUCAGUAUACCAAAUCAGCAUGAUAAACUACAUCAAGCAGAAAUAUCCUGAACUUCAGGUAGUUGGAGGAAACGUGGUGACAGCUGCUCAGGCAAAAAACCUCAUAGAUGCUGGUGUGGAUGCCCUGAGGGUGGGCAUGGGUUGUGGUUCAAUCUGUAUCACUCAGGAAGUAAUGGCAUGCGGACGACCCCAAGGUACAUCUGUGUACAAGGUGGCAGAGUAUGCCCGACGUUUUGGGGUGCCGGUAAUCGCUGAUGGAGGCAUUCAGACUAUUGGACAUGUGGUGAAGGCUCUGGCCUUGGGAGCAUCUACAGUGAUGAUGGGGUCAUUGCUUGCAGCAACCACUGAAGCGCCAGGAGAAUAUUUCUUUUCAGAUGGUGUGCGUCUGAAGAAGUACAGAGGAAUGGGCUCCUUGGAUGCAAUGGAGAAAAAUAACAGUCAGAAACGUUAUUUCAGUGAGGGAGAUAAAGUAAAGGUGGCUCAGGGUGUCUCAGGCUCAGUACAAGAUAAAGGCUCCAUCCAUAAAUUUGCUCCUUACCUCAUUGCUGGUAUCCAACAUGGCUGUCAGGACAUAGGAGCCAAGAGCUUGUCCAUUUUACGCUCAAUGAUGUACACUGGAGAGCUGAAGUUUGAAAAGAGAACCAUGUCUGCUCAGAUGGAGGGAGGAGUCCAUGGCCUCCACUCUUAUGAGAAACAGCUUCACUGAGGCGGGAGGAAGGGGAAACAUUCGUUCUGGGCCUGAUGUGCCAAC